Dromaius novaehollandiae (emu) is the source of this 1847-nucleotide messenger RNA. RefSeq names its product R3H domain and coiled-coil containing 1 like (gene R3HCC1L). Gene Ontology annotation, molecular function: nucleic acid binding. The record is from RefSeq and is a predicted model, not a curated record. The transcript is spliced from 7 exons. Bases 89 to 1504 code for a protein of 471 amino acids. Lineage: Eukaryota; Metazoa; Chordata; Aves; Casuariiformes; Dromaiidae.
CCCCGCGGCGGGGCGGGCCCGGCGGUGCGGAAGCGGCGGCGGCGGCGGCACGGAGCGGCGGGGGACGCGCGCGGCGCCCGGCGGCAACAUGCAGCAGGAGGCCGAGGGUGGCCGGCCUCGCCGCAGGAAGCCCGACAUGGCACUCUACGUGCCCAAAGCGCGGCGGGACAGGACGGCGCUGGGAGGCCCUGGACGCCUGGAGCGGGACGUCUCCGAAGGCGGCGCCGAGGGGCGAAGCCCCGGCGCCAGGAUGCAGGCGGCGAGGGAAAGCGGGGCAGCAAGGCCGGGGGGUGAGACAGGCGCCGACCCCCCGGCCGCCUCCGCCGGGGACCCCGGCCCUCCCGCUGAGCCCUGCCCGGAUCCGGCCCUCGCCCAGCCCCGGGAGAAAGCGUCCGGCCACCCGGAGGCUAGGACAGCGCCGAGCCCUGGUGCCCAGCCCGGGCCCGCGGAGGGGGCGGCCGAGCCCGGGGGGGACCCCGCCGGCGGCGCGGUACUGCAUUUGGGGUGUGGUGUGCCGGAGCCUGUGGGCGGCCCGGCUGAAGCCACGGAUGCGGAGGAGGAGAGGGAGCGUGGCGGGGCUCUGCCUGCAGUGCGGAGCGAGGGAGAGGGACUGGGAAGCAGGUCUGAGGCCACGGGAGAGGGCCUCUCGGAGGCGCCCGCAGGAGCGGCCUGCGAGCCCGGCUGCACUGGGGGUGACGUGGACCACACGCCGGCAUUCCCGCGGGAGAGCGCUGCUGGGGAUGGCUCCUCCAGCCGGGCAGCCCCGGGGGACCCCGCUCUAGAGAGCCGCGAGCCCUGGCUCUUGCCUGCUGUGCCGGCUGACGAGGACGACGGGGGACUCGGUGGCACGCGGGACGGCAGCUCCCCGAAGCCCGAGGCCGGCGCCAGCCCGGGAGCUGAGGAGAGCUGGGACGCACUGUUCAACGACGAUGGCGACUGCCUGGACCCCCGCCUGCUGGAGGAGCUCUCGGGGGGCCCGCAGCACCGGAAGAGCCUGCAGGCACCCCGCUUUGACUACUACGGGGCCGAGCCGACCGCGCCGGACCUCAGCGACGAUGAGCUGCCCCACGUCAUCGAGAUCUAUGACUUCCCCCCGGAUUUCCGCACUGAGGACCUGCUGCGUGUCUUCUGCGGCUACCAGAAGAAGGGCUUCGACAUUAAGUGGGUGGAUGACACGCACGCCCUGGGCAUCUUCUCCAGCCCCGUGACGGCGCGCGAUGCCCUCAGCACCAAGCACCUGAUGGUGAAGACUCGCCCGCUGUCCCAGGGCACCAGGGCGGCCAAGGCCAAAGCCAGGGCGUACGCUGACUUCCUGCAGCCGGCCAAGGAGCGCCCCGAGACGUCGGCAGCGCUGGCCAGGCGGCUGGUGAUCGGCGCCCUGGGGGUGCGCAGCACCCAGACGCGAGCCCAGCGGGACGCCGAGCGCAAGCAGCUGCAGGAGGCCCGGGAGAGGAAGCGCCUGGAGAACAAGCAGCGGGAAGACGCCUGGGAAGGCCGGGAGUGAGCCGGGAGGAUGCUGCACCUUCAGCCCUCGGGGCUGCACCUCGGCGGUGGGCGCAGGUCCCACCGGCACCCUGUGGCCUCCACGCCGCGUUCCAGUGCGCCAGGUCGCUGCACCGAAGCAGGAUGAGGCCGGUGCGCGGCUGGUCCCAGGGCGAACGCCGUCCCCGGCGGGAGCGUCGGCCAUGCUGCCUGGCUGUGCCCAGGGCAGGAUCUCUGGGGCAGCGGCGGCAGGAUGCAGGGAGCUCUGCCGCCGGUGCACCGUGCCGGGGGGCGGCUGGUGUGGGAGGGCUUUGUGAGUGAGAGUCGCUGUACUUCUAUUUUGCUAAUAAAUCCCAUUUAUUUUA